GUAGCUCCGUGCGUAGGCGGCGUCCGCAGCUCGGGCGUCAGUUACAGCCUCGGAAGCACCGAGCCGGGAUAUUAAGUAUUCUUCAAGGAGAGUGGGGCUUUUUAAGUUGAAUGCUUUUUUAAACAGAAGUAUAAUCAUUGUAUAUAUUUUUUUAAAUUUGGACUACUGCUCAGCCGCUUGCCUGAACCAAUCGAAAUGAUCAAGAACGGUCACCACGCAGCACAUGAGCCGGGGUGUGAAGCCGCUGCCAAGCCGGGAGAUUCGGUCCGUAGUCCGGAGAAAAGGAAGCGUGUCGUGCGGCUGUGGUGUGACGGCUGUUAUGACAUGGUGCACUAUGGCCACUCCAACCAGCUACGGCAGGCAAAGGCAAUGGGAGAUUACCUCAUUGUUGGAGUGCAUACAGAUGCUGAGAUUUCCAAGCACAAAGGUCCUCCAGUCUUCACCCAGGAAGAGCGCUACAAGAUGGUGCGAGCCAUCAAGUGGGUGGAUGAAAUAGUAGAGGGAGCGCCUUACGUCACCACCCUGGAGACACUGGACAAAUACAAUUGUGACUUCUGUGUGCACGGAGAUGACAUUACACUGACGGUGGAUGGCAAGGACACAUAUGAAGAGGUGAAACGUGAGGGUCGUUACCGCGAGUGUAAACGCACACAGGGCGUCUCUACCACUGACUUGGUGGGACGCAUGCUGCUCAUGACCAAAGCCCAUCACAGCAACAUGGAUAACCCAGACUACCAGCAGCACACAGACAACUUUGGCAAGGGUCCUAAAGGACACAGUCCUUGGACAGGAGUGUCUCAGUUCCUCCAGACAUCCCAAAAGAUCAUCCAGUUUGCCUCAGGAAAGGAGCCCCAGCCGGGCGACAGCAUCAUCUAUGUAGCUGGGGCCUUUGACCUCUUCCACAUCGGCCAUGUCGAUUUCCUAGAGAUGGUCUAUAAGCAAGCAGAGAGGCCGUACGUCAUCGUAGGUCUGCACUUUGACCAGGAGGUCAAUCGUUACAAGGGGAAGAACUACCCAAUCAUGAACAUCCACGAGAGAACGCUGAGUGUCCUGGCUUGUAGGUAUGUUUCAGAGGUGGUGAUAGGAGCACCAUAUGCAGUGGGAAAAGACCUGCUGGAUCAUUUUAAGGUCGACCUGGUGUGUCAUGGCAAGACAGAGGUGUUCCCAGACAAGGAUGGAUCAGACCCCUACGCUGAGCCAAAGAAGAGGGGGAUAUUCAGGACUGUAGAUAGUGGGAACGGUCUCACCACUGAUGACAUCGUCCAGAGGAUCAUUGCGAACAGGCUGCAGUUUGAGGCCAGAAACCAGAAGAAGGAGGCAAAGGAAAUGGCAGUGAUUGAGGCCAUGAGGAAGAGGGAGGAGGAGCAGAAUGAAGCUGCAGCCCAGGUUACUCAGUAGCGCAACUUCAAAUCUGGGCCAAAACUGGUUCUCUCUGGCUCGUGUGUCUGAUAUCCUGGUCGUCCCACGCUGGGCCAGACUGGUCGUCAUUGACCAGAUGCCCCACCUGGUCCAGUCUCAUCCCGUCCAGUGGGUCCAGAAUCCGGUGUUGAUUAUAAUUAGGGAACAAAUGUCCCAUAUGAUGCUGGGUUACAUUCUCUCAGCCCGUCUAUACAGACAACGCCCAACAUCAACGGGAUCAGAAUAGAUUUGUCUUCACAAAAACUAAAGAAUUCAAAUACUUGAGACACACUAUGAUUUAACCUGCACAUCUCUUUAUACAUACCUAUGUCCACUGAGAAAUUAACUUUUUUUUUUAGUUCCAUUACUGUUCCUAUAUAGAUGUAGUUGCGUUUUGUUGUUUAUAAGCAUCCAUAACUUAUUGACAGUGUUUUUAUGUAAUUGUCAGUUAUGUUUUCAGAUUUUAAACCAAAAUGAGUUUUUAAUGAAUCAAUGUUAGAUGUUUCUUUGACAGGGCUGAAGGUCAUCUACUUUUAACACACGCAAUAAUUCUAGAUUUAUUUUAAAUUUUAGAAGGGAUGUCUGUUUCUUCUUUUGUCCAAAAAACAAAACAAAACACUGAUGUACUAAGUUAAAUGAGCUGUGACGUGUAGUCUAAUCUAAAAAUAUGGAUUCUAAUUUGAAUUUUCAACAUGUGAGAUAUUGGGUGAAUGAGUGAGCGUGAGUGUGUGAGUGUUUUUUUUGCAAUGUAAAUAAUAAUAGUGCCUCAUAUCUUCAGGUAAAACUAAUAUAAGGGCUGUGAAUCUUUGAUUGUCUCAAAUAUUAGCGCUUCUCUGCCACUGUUGCAAUAUAAAUCUUCAAACUAGUCCUUCCAUCUUCACUCCUCUUUUACGAACUGUACUUUGAGAAGUGAAAUCCUCUCUCUCCCUCUCCCUGGGAAUAUUUCAGAUAAUCUUAGGAGUUAAAGAGUUGGAAACCAUUAUGAGUGUCAGCCUGCUUCUGCAAGUUUUUAUACUGUGUAAAGAUUGAAAGCUACUGUCUGGUGUUUGUAAUGAGUUAAAUUUGGAGAUGAAUUUUUACUGGUGCUUGGUGGUGCUGCUUUUCACGGUGUCUGUGGGUCUGGUGGAAACCUGAGACAAUGAGAGAGUGAGAAAUUAAUACAUUGUGGGAAUUUUCACAGACUCUGUUACUAUAUUGCAAUCUGUAAAUUUCCCAUAAUAAAUAAACAUCGAUAAUAUGGUAA
Molecule: messenger RNA, 2641 nt
Organism: Myripristis murdjan (pinecone soldierfish)
Lineage: Eukaryota; Metazoa; Chordata; Actinopteri; Holocentriformes; Holocentridae
Gene: pcyt2
Product: phosphate cytidylyltransferase 2, ethanolamine
Exons: 12
Coding region: 196-1398 (400 amino acids)
Biological process (GO): phosphatidylethanolamine biosynthetic process
Cellular component (GO): cytoplasm
Molecular function (GO): ethanolamine-phosphate cytidylyltransferase activity
Source: RefSeq, a predicted model, not a curated record